CAUAACAACAGCUCCAGUUCUUCACUUCGCUCAUUAUCUUGAGGUUUUCAGCCUGCUUUUGGACAACACAUGGCAGGCAGACUUUCUCGAACAGUAGCCAAUCAGAGCCUUCCUCUUAAGGCGAGCCUCCGUAGCGCUUGACCAAUCACAGACGCGGAACGAGACCCAUGCCUCCGAGUUGUGCAGCGAUGUGGUCACGUGACGUGUGGAAGAGGAAUGCCAACAUGGACCCGUGGCAAGGACGGGAUGUGAGCGCGCGGCCACAAUAACACGACGGAGGAGAGCAGAAAACAGCGAGAGGACGAAGAACGGUCGACGCUCUGCCGAGCCUCGUCCCGGUAACACACGGUUUCUGUGACUUCCUCCCCCGGGUGGUUUUUUUAUUUUCAAUGGUGUCCCUCAGCAGCAGAACACUGACUGUGGAGUCUGAGUUGUUCAGGGACAGCAGCAGCAGCCUGAUCUCCUUCUCAGUGGAGGAUGCGGUGUGCUUGCGCUCCUGCGACAGCCCUGGGGCCUUCCAGCAGGUGGCCCUGCACGGCUCCAGCCCUGAAGGAGAGGAGGAGGAGGACGAGAGCGAAGGCAGCAGCCGGCUGGUUCAUCGAGGCGCGACGGACGACGGGGGAGUGGAUUAUCAGGAGCCUCGGAUGCCGGAGUUUUCUUUCACCCCAUCUUCGCCGUUCUCUCCCACCCUGGAGGACAUAGAGGAGUUUCUGAAGGAGAAGAUGGAGCAGGUGAGGGCGGACAUGAUGAGCAACAGAGAGGAAGAUUCUCCAUCAUCUGCUGUACCCUCGGCUUCAUCAACAGAGACUAAAACUGAGCCAUUAGUUGGUGCUUCCCUCUGCACUUCCUCUUCGGAGACUCCCGAGGAAGAGAAAGAGAAACACGCCCCUAUCCAAAUUGACCUGUCGCCUCCUAGUCACCCAAGCCCCCCUCCAGCCACGGUGACCCCGCCUGUGCUCCUCAGAGCUCCAGUGGUUCUCCAGCUGCAGCCGUUACCUCUGGCCCAGCCUCAGGCCCCCGCUGGUUCUCCUCCAUCGGCCCCAAGUGGCAUCUGGCUCACUCACCUGGUCAUGGGGCUCCAGGGUGCUACGGCUCCAAAUCUCACCCUGGUGACCCCCCAAAUGUCCUCCACGCCCACCACCGCCACCACCAGCGGCCUGUUGCCACUCAGCAGCGACAACAAAUCAGCAGACCAGAAGUAUGUGAAGAUCGCUCCUCUGCCCAUCACUACAAGGACUCUGGAGAUCACAGCGGUGGGGAGCGGCCCAGGCGCCGCCCUCCUGAAGGCAGCGGCCCCCCGGGCAAACAGGGCGUCACCCACCGAGAGGGUCCACAAGUGCUCCCACCCAGGCUGUGGGAAGAUGUACACAAAGAGCAGUCAUCUUAAGGCCCACUUCCGCCGGCACACAGGGGAGAAGCCGUACACCUGCAGCUGGCCAGACUGCGGCUGGAAGUUCUCCCGAUCAGACGAGCUAUCUCGCCACCGCCGCUCUCACUCGGGCAUCAAACCAUACGAGUGCACUCUGUGCGAGAAGAAGUUUGCCCGCAGCGACCAUUUAAGCAAACACACAAAGGUCCACCGCAGCUCCCGGCCCAGCAGGGUGAUCCGAUCCACUGUGUGACCACUCUGGGUCUGUGUGAACCAGGUCUGGGGCUCAGGCUUCUCUCAGGACUUUUUGGUGCUUUCACAAGCAGAACUUUCCGAAGAAUCCGGAGAGCUGGCUGUUGUUUCCCCCCGGCCCCUUUUGGUUUCCUUCCUUUCUCUUUCUCUCCACCAUUCUCCUGUAAAUUGUUGCAUCUGAGGAGUUCACCUUAUACAGAGCAAUCAGCCACCUCAGGAAAAACUGAGCCGAGAGAAGACUUCCUUUCAUUUUCACGCACAUCGCAGGAGACAGUCUUCCAGAGGCCCCUCUUCCAGCCACUGCUUGCACUACUGCUCCUGGAGCCUGGAACUCCCAGCAGCUUUAGGAAGAGGGACACUAAUCAAUAAUGGGAACAUCUAUACUUGUAUAAUUUCUCCUCUUUACAUCUGCCAGUUGUCCCUCUUCCUUGAAGCCAAAUUUCAGGGUUCACAUGCACAAGAAGCAUCUAACGUUUUCCUCUUCUGUGUCCCGGUUGGUGUCAUGCGAUCCAGUCACAAGGGUUGGAUGGUUAUGCUCCUUGUGGCAGCGCUCAGUCCCGGGUGCAAGUAUGAACAGCAAAGCAGAAGACGCAGUUCAGAGCUGCCAUCGCAUUUCAGAGACAAUCAAAUUGUACCAAACUCUGGGCUUUGCUCAAAAUUCUGUAAAUCUGUGCUGAAAUUCCCAAGUUAGUAUUUUAUGCAAUCAAUGCUGGCCUUUCGAAGCAUUCACCCAAUCAUGAGCCACUUUAUCUGGACUUGAAUGCCCAAUCUCGAUCGCGGCCUUUUGUCAUGAUCACCAACUUGUCUUUACCCCAUUGUUGUGUUGUUGUCUGAUGACUGCUCAUAUUUAACUGUGAUUCCCAACAGGGAGGUUUGCCAAACCAGAAAUCCCUGUUCCGGUCCCGCAGGAGAGUGAAAGUGACACUCUCGGUGCUUGACCGUGUAUAAGCUCCUUGUUACCGGCAGAUCAAUGUGCAGCCGACUUCUGUGGCCUCGAGAACCGGUGACAUGAAACACUGCUCUUACUUUAUUACAGUAGCACUUACUGUAACAAUCAUUAUGUUGAAUUUUAGCAGCAACAAAAGCUAGUAGUUUAAAUAGAUGAAAAAGCAGCUGAGAUCUGUCCAAUCAUGUGGAUUGGCAUUAGGCAUGGGCCAGUUAAAGGUGUUAGGGUAUACCAUGUAUCUCUGACUUAGGUCAGCCACAGGAUCUCCUUUCAGUGGGUCGUUAUCAUCAGAUGUUUAAACUACCACAACUGACUGACUCUUUUCAGUGCAAAGGAGCAUCAGCUAAACUAUUUUCUAUUAUUUUAAAGUUCUUUUAGGGUUUUUUUUUCACACUUAAUAGGACUCUGUUCGAUUGGGGACCAAAACAGUAUCAUUUGUUCGGUUUUGAGCUGCUGUGGUUCGCUUUCACACUGCACUGUGUCAAUCGAACCAGACUCUUUGAGUUCGACCUCCCUCGGCCGGGUGGCGCAGUAUUCAGGAUCACUGAAGGAAACUAGAAAACCUCCAAAAAAGACACUGAGCGUAAUUUUCUCCUUCACAAAAUGAAAACAAAAAUGGAGUGGUGUCAGAUUUUAGCAGCUAUGUCUAGCAAAAAGACAAAACCGCUAGCGGUAGACUCACAGAUUUGUUCUAUUUGUAUUUACCCAGAAUGCCCUGUGCUGUAUUCCGCUUCUUGCUUUCAGAGUGGUCUCUGGUCCGCUUGGCAUUCACAUAUGAAUUUGAACCAUGUCAGAGUCACUAAUCAAACAGAGACCUCUGUUUGUAGGCGAACGAGAGUUUGCAUCACAAUCUGAUUAAAUAUUCACUCAUACCCAAACAAACCAGACUUUCAAGGCAUUCGGACUGAUCAGGGCCGGUGGGCAUGCACCCUUCAUGAAAAGCCAGGUAAAGUGUUGGGGUGACUGAAGUUUUCUCUGACCAUAUGGCGCGUACAGGAAAGCAGUGCUGCCCUUCCCCCACGAGUUGCUGUACAUAUCCAGUCAGCUGGCUUAUUGAAGGCAUUUCUUUUUUUCAUAAUGAUCAAACAGACAAAUGUAAAUGUCUUGGAAGCAAAAAGAGAAAAGGUCAGACUGGGUGUGGAAGCUGAAGCAGCAUUCUUCAUUACUCUUGUCAAGGUGUAUUCACCACAUCUGGGAUGCUGCUUUGAAAUAAAUGGGUUUUUCUGAAGAUAUUUGUGUUACUACCAUGAAAUAUGGUGUUUAUUUAUAGUUAUACCAUGAGUCUCGUACUGGCCCAUGCCUCAUUAGAAUACUAUAAUGUGUACACAAUACAGAGGACAAGAUAACACAUGUACAGUUUGUUGCCUUGAUAUAAUACAUGUUUUUUUCUUUUUGUUAAUUCAAAGAGGAUUUUCAAUCAGUGCAUUAAGCUAUUUAGUCGUGUUCCUUGAGAACUGUUUGGUCCAUUUUGUAAAACUUGAUUGUAGCGUGAUCAGUGUGUGGAAUGUAGGACAGUUCAUAGUUUGGGAUUAUGACUCCUACUCUGCCCAUCCACAAAACCAAUAAGCUAAAACUGCUGGUUUUUAAGUGCACUUGUGUUUGAAGAAAUGAGCUGCCAUCGGCUCUUCUGGGAAAUGUAUCGGAACCAUCAAAUGCGAAACCAAAACAAAGCCACAUGCUUUUACAGAAGGUUAAAACAUUUGUUCUUGGAUCUCAACACUUUGGUGCUUUGCGACCUACCAGUGCUUCACAAUAACCCUCUGCACACACGAAAGUGGGAAACUUUUACACACCUGGCUCGUUUGUGCAGAACCAGCACAUGCACUUACUACUAAAAACUAGCUAGACUACUCUAGCAUAAGCUCAGCAGACAUCGGUGCUUUCGGGGUCAGACGUACAGCCCUUGUUCGUGUAGCAGCCACUUAACAGCAGCCAUCGUCACCUCUGUCUCCCACAGCAUUUAGCGUUCUUUUCAGGUUUCAUAGUGCAAACAAGCUGGCGGUGGAACAGACAGACAGGCAGGCAGGCGUGCUGAUCCGUCUGAACUGGAGCUGUCUGUCUUUGUGUCUGAGCCUCCCCAGGCUGCUUCUACUGACCUACAUCCAGACCUGUGUCCUAAUCAUCAUCAGAUUCUCUUUUUAUCCCGCUCACGCCUGUGUAUCUGGUCGAGCAGACAACCUGCCUGUGCGUAUGUGUUUGUAAAAUUUAUACAUUUAUAGAUGUAUACACACACUCGCAUAUAUGCACACUCGGAUACACGGUUUUCUUUAGUUUUCUUUUUUUUUAAAUAUUAAAUAUGCUAUUUUCCUAUUUGCAAAAAUAAAAUUGACACUUAAAAAUGA
This is a messenger RNA of Poeciliopsis prolifica (blackstripe livebearer), 4909 nucleotides long. Its product is annotated as Krueppel-like factor 15. Gene Ontology annotation, biological process: regulation of transcription by RNA polymerase II. The coding region runs from base 390 to 1622 and encodes 410 amino acids. NCBI's taxonomy places the organism in Eukaryota, Metazoa, Chordata, Actinopteri, Cyprinodontiformes, Poeciliidae. Gene Ontology annotation, molecular function: RNA polymerase II cis-regulatory region sequence-specific DNA binding; DNA-binding transcription factor activity, RNA polymerase II-specific. The transcript is spliced from 3 exons. The record is from RefSeq and is a predicted model, not a curated record.